ACAGUUAAAAACAUAGCAGAUUUGAGGCAAAAUUUAGAAGAGACUAUGUCCAGUCUUCGUGGGACUCAGAUAAGCCACAGCACCCUGGAGACAACAUUUGACAGCACUGUGACGACAGAAGUGAAUGGAAGGACCAUCCCCAACUUGACAAGUCGACCCACUCCCAUGACCUGGAGGUUGGGACAGGCGUGUCCUCGACUUCAGGCAGGAGAUGCUCCUUCCAUGGGUGCUGGCUACACUCGCAGCGGCACGGGUCGGUUCAUCCACACAGAUCCCUCGAGGUUCAUGUACACAACACCACUCCGUCGAGCUGCUGUCUCUCGACUGGGAAAUAUGUCACAGAUUGACAUGAAUGAGAAAGCAAGCAGUGACCUGGACAUGUCUUCUGAAGUUGAUGUUGGUGGCUAUAUGAGUGAUGGUGAUAUCCUUGGGAAAAGUCUUAGGGCUGACGACAUCAACAGUGGGUACAUGACAGAUGGAGGGCUCAACCUGUAUACUAGAAGUCUGAACCGAAUCCCAGACACAGCAACCUCCAGAGAUGUCAUCCAGAGAGGAGUUCACGAUGUGACGGUGGAUGCAGACAGCUGGGAUGACAGCAGUUCAGUGAGCAGUGGUCUCAGUGAUACCCUCGAUAACAUCAGCACUGAUGAUUUGAACACCACCUCCUCUGUCAGCUCUUACUCCAACAUCACUGUCCCUUCCAGAAAGAACACUCAGCUGAAGACAGAUUCAGAGAAACGUUCCACAGCAGAUGAAACCUGGGAUAGUACUGAAGAGCUGAAAAAAACAGAAGAAGACUUUGACAGCCAUGGGGAUGCAGGUGGCAAGUGGAAGAGUGUUGCCUCUGGACUUCCUGAAGACCCUGAGAAAGUAGGGCAGAAAGCUUCCCUGGCUGUUUCACAGACAGGUUCCUGGAGAAGAGGCAUGUCUGCUCAGGGAGGAACUCCAUCGAGGCAGAAAACUGGAACAAGUGGGCUCAAGACUCCUGGGAAAACCGAUGAUGCCAAAGCUUCUGAGAAAGGGAAAGCUCCCUUAAAAGGAUCAUCUCUGCAAAGGUCUCCUUCAGAUGCAGGGAAAAGCAGUGGAGAUGAAGGGAAAAAGCCCCCUUCGGGCAUUGGAAGAUCAACUGCCACCAGCUCGUUUGGAUUUAAGAAGCCAAGUGGAAUAGGGUCCUCGACUAUGAUCACCAGCAGUGGCGCGACCAUCACAAGUGGCUCAGCAACACUGGGGAAAAUUCCCAAAUCUGCUGCCAUUGGUGGGAAAUCCAAUGCAGGGAGAAAAACUAGUCUGGACGGUUCCCAGAAUCAGGAUGAUGUUGUGCUUCAUGUUAGCUCAAAGACUACCCUACAAUAUCGCAGCUUGCCCCGUCCUUCAAAAUCUAGCACCAGCGGCAUUCCUGGCCGAGGGGGACACAGAUCCAGUACCAGCAGUAUUGAUUCCAAUGUCAGCAGCAAGUCAGCAGGGGCCACUACCUCGAAGCUGAGAGAACCCACUAAGAUUGGGUCAGGGCGCUCGAGUCCUGUCACCGUCAACCAAACAGACAAGGAGAAGGAAAAAGUAGCAGUCUCAGAUUCAGAGAGUGUUUCUUUGUCAGGUUCUCCCAAAUCCAGCCCCACCUCUGCCAGUGCCUGUGGUGCACAAGGGCUCAGGCAGCCAGGAUCCAAGUAUCCAGAUAUUGCCUCACCUACAUUUCGAAGGUUGUUUGGUGCCAAGGCAGGUGGCAAAUCUGCCUCUGCACCUAAUACUGAGGGUGUGAAAUCCUCCUCAGUAAUGCCCAGCCCUAGUACCACAUUAGCACGGCAAGGCAGUCUGGAGUCACCAUCGUCCGGUACGGGCAGCAUGGGCAGUGCUGGAGGGCUAAGUGGCAGCAGCAGCCCUCUCUUCAAUAAACCCUCAGACUUAACUACAGAUGUUAUAAGCUUAAGCCACUCGUUGGCUUCCAGCCCAGCGUCGGUUCACUCUUUCACAUCAGGUGGUCUCGUGUGGGCUGCCAAUCUGAGCAGUUCCUCUGCAGGCAGCAAGGACACUCCGAGUUACCAGUCCAUGACUAGCCUCCAUACGAGCUCGGAGUCCAUUGACCUCCCCCUCAGCCAUCAUGGCUCCCUGUCUGGACUGACUACAGGCACUCACGAGGUCCAGAGCCUGCUCAUGAGAACUGGUAGUGUGAGAUCUACUCUCUCAGAAAGAUAUACCCCAUCAUCUCGGCAGGCCAACCAAGAAGAGGGUAAAGAGUGGUUGCGUUCUCAUUCUACUGGAGGGCUACAGGACACUGGCAACCAGUCGCCUCUGGUCUCCCCUUCUGCCAUGUCAUCUUCUGCAACUGGAAAAUACCACUUUUCCAACCUGGUGAGCCCAACAAAUCUUUCUCAAUUUAACCUUCCUGGGUCCAGCAUGAUGCGCUCCAAUAGCAUCCCAGCUCAAGACUCUUCUUUCGAUCUCUAUGAUGACUCCCAGCUCUGCGGGAGUGCCACUUCUCUGGAGGAAAGGCCACGUGCCAUCAGUCAUUCCGGAUCAUUCAGAGACAGCAUGGAAGAAGUUCACGGCUCUUCCUUAUCACUGGUCUCCAGUACUUCUUCCCUUUACUCUACCGCUGAAGAAAAGGCUCAUUCAGAGCAAAUCCAUAAGCUGAGGAGAGAACUGGUUGCAUCACAAGAAAAAGUUGCUACGCUCACAUCUCAGCUUUCAGCAAAUGCUCACCUUGUAGCAGCUUUUGAAAAGAGUUUAGGGAAUAUGACUGGCCGAUUGCAAAGUCUAACCAUGACAGCGGAACAAAAGGAGUCUGAACUUAUUGAACUAAGAGAAACCAUUGAAAUGCUGAAGGCCCAGAACUCUGCUGCCCAGGCAGCUAUUCAGGGAGCGCUGAAUGGUCCAGACCACCCUCCCAAAGAUCUUCGCAUCAGAAGACAGCAUUCCUCUGAAAGUGUUUCUAGUAUCAACAGUGCCACAAGCCAUUCCAGCAUUGGCAGUGGUAAUGAUGCGGACUCCAAGAAAAAGAAAAAGAAAAACUGGGUGAACUCUAGAGGAAGUGAGCUGAGAAGCUCUUUCAAACAAGCCUUUGGGAAGAAAAAGUCCACCAAACCGCCUUCCUCACAUUCCGACAUUGAAGAGCUUACUGAUUCAUCUCUUCCAGCAUCCCCCAAAUUACCCCAUAAUGCUGGUGACUGUGGUUCAGCAUCCAUGAAACCCUCCCAGUCUGCCUCAGCGAUAUGUGAAUGCACAGAGGCUGAGGCAGAGAUAAUUCUGCAGCUGAAGAGCGAGCUCAGAGAAAAAGAAUUAAAAUUAACGGAUAUUCGGCUGGAGGCCCUGAGCUCUGCUCAUCAUCUUGAUCAGAUCCGGGAAGCCAUGAACCGGAUGCAGAAUGAAAUUGAAAUAUUGAAAGCGGAAAAUGACCGGUUGAAAGCAGAAACUGGUAACACAGCCAAGCCUGCUCGGCCACCGUCAGAAUCCUCAAGCAGCACUUCCUCUUCAUCUUCAAGGCAGUCAUUAGGGCUUUCUCUAAACAAUUUGAACAUCACAGAAGCUGUUACCUCAGAUAUUUUACUAGAUGAUGCUGGUGAUGCAGCUGGGCAUAAAGAUGGCCGCAGUGUGAAAAUUAUAGUCUCCAUAAGCAAGGGCUAUGGUCGAGCAAAGGAUCAGAAGUCUCAUGCAUAUUUAAUAGGAUCCAUUGGUGUUAGUGGAAAAACCAAGUGGGAUGUCUUAGAUGGUGUAAUUAGACGUCUCUUUAAGGAAUAUGUGUUCCGAAUCGAUACAUCCACUAGCCUUGGUCUGAGCUCUGAUUGCAUUGCAAGCUACUGUAUAGGAGAUUUAAUUCGAUCUCAUAACCUAGAAGUGCCUGAACUGCUGCCUUGUGGAUACCUUGUUGGAGAUAAUAAUGUCAUCACUGUGAACCUGAAAGGGGUAGAAGAAAACAGUUUGGACAGUUUUGUUUUUGAUACGCUGAUUCCUAAACCAAUUACCCAAAGGUACUUUAACUUGUUGAUGGAGCAUCACAGAAUCAUACUUUCGGGACCAAGUGGUACUGGAAAGACCUAUUUAGCAAACAAACUUGCUGAAUAUGUAAUAACCAAAUCAGGGAGGAAAAAAACAGAGGAUGCAAUUGCCACUUUUAAUGUGGACCACAAGUCAAGUAAGGAAUUACAACAGUAUCUAGCUAACCUGGCUGAACAGUGCAGUGCUGAUAAUAAUGGUGUUGAGCUUCCAGUUGUAAUAAUCCUUGAUAAUCUUCAUCAUGUGGGCUCUCUGAGUGAUAUCUUCAAUGGUUUCCUUAAUUGUAAAUACAACAAAUGUCCAUAUAUUAUUGGAACAAUGAAUCAGGGAGUUUCUUCAUCACCAAAUCUAGAGCUUCAUCACAAUUUCAGGUGGGUAUUAUGUGCAAAUCACACAGAACCAGUGAAAGGCUUUUUAGGCAGAUAUCUUCGAAGAAAACUGAUAGAAAUAGAAAUUGAAAGGAACAUACGCAAUAAUGACCUAGUCAAAAUUAUAGAUUGGAUUCCUAAGACGUGGCAUCAUCUCAACAGUUUUUUGGAAACACACAGUUCUUCUGACGUUACCAUUGGUCCUCGACUUUUCCUUCCUUGCCCCAUGGAUGUAGAAGGUUCUAGAGUAUGGUUUACGGAUCUCUGGAACUAUUCUUUGGUACCUUAUAUUCUGGAGGCAGUAAGAGAAGGUCUUCAGAUGUAUGGGAAACGCACACCAUGGGAAGAUCCCUCAAAGUGGGUACUGGACACAUACCCAUGGAGCUCAGCAUCUCUGCCUCAGGAGAGCCCAGCCUUACUUCAGUUGCGACCAGAAGAUGUUGGAUACGAGGGCUGCACAGCCCCUAAGGAGGCCACAACCUCAAAGCACAUUCCACAGACUGACACGGAAGGGGAUCCCUUGAUGAAUAUGCUAAUGAAACUCCAAGAAGCAGCCAAUUACUCGGGCACACAAAGCCAUGACAGUGAAAGCACCAGCCACCAUGAAGACAUUUUGGAUUCAUCUCUUGAAUCUACCCUCUAGAGGGUGAAAAAAGUUAGGGAAAAGGAUUAUGCUUUUAAAACAUGUUUAGAAAGAAAGGUAUUUCCACUAAACCACUGCCAGUAUAAAAGCACCCUGUCAAGGGCCCUGACCCAGAGUUGUGGUCUCCAAGGAGGCAGGAGAACUAAAUCUGAACCGCCAAGACGCUAAAUUGAAAUGGAAGCUUAACUUUAUGUUAUGUCUAAAAAUUGUUUAUAUCCGUGGAGUGAUCGAAGGCUCCAUUACUCAACUGGAAAAGACCCUAAUGACAGGGCAACUGAAUAGAUUGCACAUGGGAUAGCCAGACUGGACUUUCUUUGUUUCCUCUUUAAAAGUUUACAAUGCAGACCUUUCUUUUGUCCCUCCGUUUUGUUUCCUCUGAGGGACUGUUUUCCCCAGGCAGGGUCCAUUUUUCUGAUCCGUCCAACCUCCUUUGUGCCACAUUGGUGCUGGUCACAGGGCUCCAGUAGUGUUUGUGUUGUGUGCUCACCCCAUUCCAAAAUGAAUCCAAGAGGCCAGUCCUCUAUAAGCACAAAUGGAAUUGUGCAACCACCAGAAAAACACUACUGUGGCAAACUGGAGAAGUGCCAAUUUAAUUCUAACUGCCAUGUUCUCAUAAUGUGCUCCACCAACUUUUUAGUACAUGAGUCACAGGUUUUAUAAGGUUGUUUUUACCACAGUGGUCUUUUUAAACCACCUGCCCACUCCCUUAACAAGAGUUUUAUACCAAUUAUUAGUCAACACUGACAAAGGCUUUUUUAGGGCUUUAUUUGUUUGAGCCUUUUCAGUGAAAGAAGGAACAUUUCCUAUGGUGCUGUCUCACUGCCUUAAAACAGAUUUCUACAGCAGUUUAAUAGUUGGUUGAAAUCCUAAACCAUUGCUAAUUUCCACUGUAUUUUCAUUUACAAUCAAGCAACACCAGUUAACACAGUAGCCUCAUCUCUCUAUAUCUUUCUCUCUCUAUUUUUUUUUAAAGAAAUCUAUAGGAGAAAGAUCAGUAUUUUUACCUUGUUAAUCAAUUGUUUUGCCUAUCCUCCAAAAUAUUCAAAUAACCCAGAAAUCCUCUUUUAUCGUCACUUAAAAGCUAAGACAUGUGGCAAAGUUCCAUCUAGUUCUAAGUGAAAGAGUCAGAAGGCGGGAGGUUUUGAAUUCUUAUCCAGCAGAGCUGGAAGCACUAGAUACAGCAUGAGCACAACUAUUUGGCUUUCCUUCCCUAUUCUUUUUUUUUUUUAAUUGGUUUUGACGCAUGUUGUUUUGAUUGCUAUUGUUGUACAUGAGAAAUUCAGCAUUAAAGAACACUGAAACAGUAAAGUCACUGUGGAAGAGGAAGCAUUUAUACUGUAAAAGAUGGUUAGAUUUGCACAGUCUACUGGGUAGGUAUUGUAAAUAAUAAUUUUUAAAACUUGCACAAAUCAAAACAAACACAAACAAAAUUGUAUUUUAUCUUGUUGGUGUUAAGAGGUGUUUCACUUGCUGAGAUUUCCUGUACGUUGCAAACAAAUACAGAAUGCAGACCUUCAAAGCUGUUAUUAUCUGGUGUGUUUGUCCUGUAUUUACAAUUGUUAUGACUAUGCAGGAGCUAUCAGUGCUAGAGUGAGCAUGCUUCAAAACUGUACACGAAGCCAAUAUUUUUGGAUAAGUAAAACUGUCUGAAAGUACAUCUGUCCUGGCAGGCUUUAAAGAGAGUGCAUGAAAACCGAUGAGAGUCAUUGGAGAAGUUACCACCACACACAGAGGACAGGCUUUGAGUUUAUAAAACCCAAGGGCUCAGCCAAGGUAUAGACUUGUUCUAUGCGUGUGAAAAUGUGUUGCUCUUAGGACGUGUAAUUGGUGCUACUCUCUGUGACCACCCAUGGGUCAGCUGCUAUAGAACAAUAACAACAAUAACACAAAAUAUCUGUGCAGUUUUCAGAGUGUCACUAAGUAUAUAGGUCCUUACACGGUGCUACUGCCCUAAGGGAAAUCUGAACUGAAUUUAUGCACACAGAAUUGUCACCCUGACUUUGAAGCCUCAAACAUGGAUCAAAUCUGUUGUGAAACAUCAAUAUAUGUAGCUGGAUGAGUGACUAGUUGACCUUGUAUAAUAUGUGAUCUAAGAAAAUUGCUAAUCUUUCCCUGCCAUUUUGAGAAACACAGUCCAAACAUGAACAUAAACAGAAUUUCCUGCAAUACAUCCCAGUAGGUCCACCUAGUUUACAACUUAAACUAGUUUGUGAAACAUUUGUCUGUAUACAUUUUAUAUUUUGUACAUUUUUGAUGUAACAUAUCAUGUAAAUAAGCAGAAACAGUGAAAUAAAUCAUCUGAAAAGUUUUGUAGUCUUUGUAAAGCCCCAACAAUAAGUACUUGGUGUCAAUGGACUUAACUGGAUGAUGUAUUUUCUAUUGGUUUAUUGUUCCUCUAGCUUGUAAACCAGCUUGCAUAUAUUUUUUUGCAAAUGUGCACCCUGUAUCUGUCUAAAUUAUUACUUUGCCAUUAAAGUGGAAUUAUUUAUUGACAA
Carlito syrichta (Philippine tarsier) is the source of this 7493-nucleotide messenger RNA. It is a transcript of the gene NAV3, whose product is annotated as neuron navigator 3. Lineage: Eukaryota; Metazoa; Chordata; Mammalia; Primates; Tarsiidae. Gene Ontology annotation, molecular function: ATP binding; ATP hydrolysis activity. Bases 46 to 4998 code for a protein of 1650 amino acids. The transcript is spliced from 29 exons. Gene Ontology annotation, biological process: neurogenesis; nervous system development. The record is from RefSeq and is a predicted model, not a curated record.